GUGCAAGUUUCUAAUAAUUAAAAGAAAGAACAUACCCUUCCUUAAUCAUUAUAUACGUGCAUCUUCAAUUGGAAAGUCAGCCACUCGAAAACAACAUCUGCAAACUCAAUAUUCCAUCGGAUUCUCCCACCUCUCAAAUUUCGAAAGGUAUCUUCCGGUUCUUUCCUGUUCAUGAAUAAAUCUGAGGAUGGCCCCUGCAUCAUUUAACAAGUUUCCCCAGUUACCAGAUUCGCCUCGAGUUUUUUCUUCCAAUACAUCAAUAAGUUCGACAAUGUAUUCGUUGUCGCCAAAAUAUGGAGAUUCUUUUAUGGCAAACCAACAUCCUUACUCGGUUAUGCAAUCCACACAUUUAGACGGCUAUGCCAAUGAGAACCAUGAUGUUUCGUGGAAUGAGAUCGAGAACUUUCUCGACACUCCCCUGAAAGUCCCCAACCAGGACUGCCAAAUCAAAACAUCUAGAGAUCCGAUGGUGAUAGAAGAUAGUGCUAAGAAAACUAAUUGGCAGGAAUGGGCCGACCAAUUGAUCAAACUUAAUGAUGAGACACUCGGUUCAAACUGGGGUGAUCUUCUCCUUCCUGGCAAUCUUCCCGACUCUGAGCUAAAUCAGCUGCAGCCUCGUCCGGUACCAAAUGUAAAUUAUUGUCCAGCAAUAGGCUCUCCAACUGUGUCCUCUAGCAAAGCACGAAUGCGCUGGACGCCAGAACUUCAUGAAGCUUUUGUGGAAGCGGUGAACAAGCUCGGUGGUGGCGACAGAGCUACGCCAAAGGGUGUUUUGAAGAUCAUGAAUGUCAAAGGCCUGACGAUAUAUAAUGUGAAAAGCCAUUUACAGAAAUACCGAACUGCCAGAUAUAAGCCAGACUCACCAGGAGGAACUCCAGAAAAGAAGUUAAAAACUGCGAGCGAUAUGACAUCUCUCGACUUGAAAGCAACUGUGGGGAUAACUGAAGCUCUCCGGCUACAGAUGGAAGUACAGAAGCAGCUACACGAUCAGCUUGAGAUUCAAAGAAAUCUGCAAAUACGUAUCGAAGAACAAGGGAAGCAUCUCCAAGAAAUGUUCGAGCAGCAAAGAAAGCUGGAGGAAGUAAAAGGGAAACCCCCAUCCUUGAAGUUGGAUACACCUCGAACGCCAGCUACAAAAACACAGCCUUGCCUUGGCAACGACAAGCCAGAAUCAUCACAAAGCAACUCUCGUGCUCCCUGCAGUCCUCCCCCGGGCGCACUUGGAUGGCGUCAAGACUCAUGACAUAUACUCCUCUUGAAAAAUGAUGCUGAUUGGGGAUUCUUGAUUUUUAUGCCAACUAGAAUGGCAUGAAUAUUUGUUUUUAAAGAAGUAUAUAAUUUAUUUUUUACAUGUAUUUGUAGAUAUUUAACCCUUCCCUGAUAUUCAUUGUAUUUUUAAUGACAGUUUCCUUCAUAAAGUGCUCAUGUUUUUUGACAUUUGAGUAUACUAAAAUUAACCUUCA
Molecule: messenger RNA, 1463 nt
Organism: Salvia splendens (bonfire salvia)
Lineage: Eukaryota; Viridiplantae; Streptophyta; Magnoliopsida; Lamiales; Lamiaceae
Product: protein PHOSPHATE STARVATION RESPONSE 1
Exons: 8
Coding region: 188-1243 (351 amino acids)
Molecular function (GO): DNA-binding transcription factor activity; DNA binding
Source: RefSeq, a predicted model, not a curated record